This is a messenger RNA of Capra hircus (goat), 3708 nucleotides long. RefSeq names its product tribbles pseudokinase 1 (gene TRIB1). Gene Ontology annotation, biological process: protein phosphorylation; regulation of MAP kinase activity; positive regulation of proteasomal ubiquitin-dependent protein catabolic process. Lineage: Eukaryota; Metazoa; Chordata; Mammalia; Artiodactyla; Bovidae. The transcript has 3 exons. Gene Ontology annotation, molecular function: ATP binding; protein kinase activity; mitogen-activated protein kinase kinase binding. The record is from RefSeq and is a predicted model, not a curated record. Bases 720 to 1838 code for a protein of 372 amino acids. Gene Ontology annotation, cellular component: nucleus.
CCCCUCCACUUCGGUGACUGCUCGCCCGGCGGCAGGGCCGGAGUCGUCGCAGCCACCUCAUUGCACAACCCGGCUUCCCAACUGUUUACACAGCCCGGCCUGUGAGUGUGUGUGUAUACAGCGUGAGUCACCGGGAGGCGGAGGAGGUGGAGGAAAAGGAGAAGGAGGAGUGCACUGGCCGGGAUCGGUGCGGCGCACACACUCACUCACACUCAGUCACUCUCUCCGAGAGCGUCUCGCUCGCGCACACUCACGCCGGGAGCCCAAGAGCGCGCCGGAUUCCGAGCGCCGCGGAAAAGUUGCUUUGGCUUUCGCUACGAGACUUCUUGCUCUGGGAAGUGUGUUUGCUCCGUGGCUCCAGCGAGCCUGCGGAAUCCUGUGCUCGCCGCUCUGAACCUCGGGAAGGCCGGCCGCCUCUCCCUCCCCGACUGUCGGCAGCUUCGACAACAAUAGCGGCGGCUGCCGCCGUUCUGCGAGGCGCCGGGAGCAGGUACCCGCGAGGAUCCGGAGACUGGAGCCGGCCUCCGCGCCGCUGACGCGCUGCCAGCGUGAUCCCCGCGUGCACCAGGAGCGGCUCCAGCUUUGCCCCUAGUGGGGGCAGAACCAAGCUCCGUCUGCAAACUCCAUCCCCCGGGCUGGAGUAAGUCGCGGCGCCCGUCGCGCCUUUCCGGGCGGAUCCGAGGACUUAUAAAGCAGGGGCCGCCCCGGCCCGGGUCGGGAUGCGGGUCGGUCCCGUGCGCUCUGCCAUGAACGGCGUCUCGCAGCCCCGCACUCCGGCCUUGUUGCUCGCCGCCGGCCGGGGCACCCCGGCCAAACGCCUGCUGGACGCGGACGACGCGGCGGCCGUGGCGGCCAAGUGCCCACGUCUCUCCGAGUGUUCGAGCCCCCCGGACUACCUCAGCCCCCCUGGCUCUCCCUGCAGCCCGCAGCCUCCGCCCGCCGCUCCAGGGGCCGGCGGCGGCUCCGGGAGCGCGCCGGGGCCCAGCCGCAUCGCUGACUACCUGCUGCUACCCCUGGCUGAGCGCGAGCAUGUGUCCCGGGCACUGUGCAUCCACACCGGCCGCGAGCUGCGCUGCAAGGUGUUUCCCAUUAAACACUACCAGGACAAAAUCCGGCCUUACAUCCAGCUGCCAUCACAUAGGAAUAUCACGGGCAUCGUGGAGGUGAUCCUUGGGGAAACAAAGGCCUACGUCUUCUUUGAGAGGGACUUUGGGGACAUGCACUCCUAUGUGCGCAGCCGGAAGAGGUUGCGGGAAGAGGAGGCCGCCCGGCUCUUCAAGCAGAUUGUCUCUGCCGUCGCCCACUGCCACCAGUCAGCCAUUGUGCUGGGGGACCUGAAGCUUAGGAAGUUUGUCUUCUCCACCGAAGAGAGAACCCAGCUCAGACUGGAAAGUCUUGAAGAUACACACAUAAUCAAGGGAGAAGAUGAUGCUUUGUCAGACAAACACGGCUGCCCAGCCUAUGUGAGCCCUGAGAUUCUGAACACCACGGGGACCUACUCCGGAAAGGCAGCGGACGUUUGGAGCCUUGGGGUGAUGCUCUACACCCUUUUGGUGGGGCGCUACCCCUUCCAUGACUCAGACCCCAGUGCCCUUUUCUCCAAAAUCCGACGUGGACAGUUCUGCAUUCCUGACCACAUUUCUCCCAAAGCCAGGUGCCUCAUUCGCAGCCUCCUGAGACGGGAGCCUUCGGAGAGACUCACUGCCCCAGAGAUCUUACUCCAUCCCUGGUUUGAGUCUGUCUUGGAACCUGGGUACGUCGACUCAGAAGUAGGAACUUCCGACCAGAUUGUUCCAGAGUACCAGGAGGACAGUGACAUCAGUUCCUUCUUCUGCUAAUCCCCAAACCUCAGAAACCUCAUAAUUCUCACACAUGGCAUUUUCCAUUUCUAAAGAUGGACAGGCCUUUCGGCGUGAGGCCAACCAGACAGGUGAUGGCGUGGAGACUGUGGGUGCUGAAUUCAGCAUGGCGCCCCUUCUUUCUCACCUUCCGGAUGCGUGACUGAGGAGGUGAGCAGCGUACACUCUGAUUGGCUGCCCUACAGAGUUGUUUUCCUCAGUGAACCUUCGCCAACUAUCCCUUUGUUGGAUUUGGGGGGUUCCACCUCUUUUCUGGGUGGCACGGAGUAUGAAUAUCCUGCAGCGUGUGAUGGAGUGAAAUGAACUUGAACACUCUAAAGGGAGAGGAAAUGAAUCACACAAUGGCAUUUUGGGCAAUAACUAUAUUUUUAACAGGGUGACAGAUUACCUGGGCCAAUAAACCUGCCAUCUUCAAACUGGUCCUUGGUAGCCAGGCUUUCGCUACCCCCAGCUUCUCUGAUUGGAAAAUUGUUUUUUCCUGGUUUGGUUUAACACUCGCCCUUUCUUCAUGUUUUUGGAGCAGACUGUUUUCAGGGGCAUAGAAACUUGCCUGAACCAUGAACCCAGAAUCAUCUCUCCUCUGUGUCCUGCCAAGACCCCAUUUGCACUAAAGCCUUCUUUCUGACCUUGAAAUGAGCCCCUUCCCCUUUCACUAUAAAAGCACUUACCAGCUAAUGGUGGAAGAGUAUCACAAAAGAUUCAAGCUCCUGGCUGUUUCAGAACUCUGAGCUCAGACAGAGAGACUGGAGACUUUUAAAAAGAAUUUGAGCACUUGGAAACCAUUAGCUGUUUUGGUUCCCCUCAAAUAUGUUAGCAUUUAUCCUUUCCUUUUUUCCCCCAAGACCAUCUCAGGGUGGAGCAUUUUGUCUAGGAGGAGAAAGAAAAGAAGAUUCCUCUCUCCCAAGAGCAAGUUUUUGUGCUUCAGAGAAAGUAAAUUUUGGAUAGUCUUAGACGGCUCUCAGACUAACUUCCAGAAUUAGUCUUUAACCACCCCCAUGGGUCUGGUCUGCAGUUUUGCAUGACAGGUUGUUAAUAUUUCAUCUGUGGUGUGGUUUAUGAAUGCAUCUGUUUCAUCGGUAUAUGGAGUGAAAUAGCAAGCCCCAAAUCUUUAAGGUCGGAAGGGACUUUAAAAGGCAUCUAGUCCAACUUCUUUCCUUUCUCUACCACCUCCCAAUGUAGAAAUCCCCGUACCCCACCGUACCCCCCAAAUUCUUUCACAGGUGGGACUCCAGCCUCUGUUUGAAUGCUUCCAGAGAUGGGAACUCACUACCUACGGAAGAUAGAACUUAGAAACUGCCACUUGCAUUAAAAAAACAGAUGAAAUAUCAGUAAAUGUCUCAGACAGUACUGAAAUCCGGUGGUUAAACGGGUAAACCAAACAUACUGUAUUCUGAGAAAUGGCACAAAAGCAGGCAGUCACCUUUAAGGGCUACGCCUUAGGCAAACUACUAACAUGCAUUGUGAGAAUACCGUGUAUACCUCACGUACUGUGUGCUCUGUACAUACAACGUACCUUUUCUACAUUCAAUGUCGUUUUCACUCUGACACUUGUUCGUCGUUCUGUGUCUGUCUGAAUAACCUGCGUGUCUAAGACCACGUGAAAUGUGAAUGAUCAUUGGCAAUAUUACCUUGACAGAAUCAUGGGACUUGGAGAAGGAGGACAGAGACCUCUGUCGCACUAACGCUCUCGUGGUUGCUUGAAUGUUGUAUCUGUGAUACAUGACCCGGCUAAGGACUCUGGGUUUGCUGGGGCUUGGAAACACUAGACCCUUCCUGUACAUGUGUAUAUAUGUUGAGACGGCCAUUUCUGACUUGUAGAGAGAUUUUAAUAAAUCUGGUUUCGUAAAUA